Molecule: messenger RNA, 1236 nt
Organism: Nannospalax galili (Upper Galilee mountains blind mole rat)
Lineage: Eukaryota; Metazoa; Chordata; Mammalia; Rodentia; Spalacidae
Product: acidic mammalian chitinase-like
Exons: 9
Coding region: 68-1156 (362 amino acids)
Biological process (GO): carbohydrate metabolic process; chitin catabolic process
Cellular component (GO): extracellular region
Molecular function (GO): chitin binding; chitinase activity
Source: RefSeq, a predicted model, not a curated record
GAACAGGCAGCUGAAAACUCUCCUGGCUAUUGGUGGCUGGAACUUUGGAUCUGCCCCUUUCACUGCCAUGGUCUCCACCCCUGAGAACCGCCAGACUUUCAUUAUCUCAGUCAUCAAAUUCCUACGCCAGUAUGGAUUUGAUGGGCUGGACCUGGACUGGGAGUACCCUGGUUCUCGUGGGAGCCCUCCUGAGGACAAGCAUCUCUUUACUGUCCUGGUGCAGGAAAUUCGUGAAGCUUUUGAGCAGGAGGUCACUAAGAACAAGCCAAGGUUGAUGGUUACUGCAGCAGUAGCUGCUGGUAUUUCCAACAUCCAGGCUGGUUAUGAGAUCCCCCAACUAGCCCAGUACCUGGACUUCUUCCAUGUCAUGACCUAUGACUUCCAUGGCUCUUGGGAGGGCUACACUGGAGAGAACAGUCCCCUCUACAAAUUCCCAACUGACACUGGCAGCAAUGCCUAUCUCAAUGUGGACAAUGGGGCCCCAGCAGAGAAGCUCAUUGUUGGAUUCCCAGCUUAUGGACACACCUUCAUCCUGAGCAACCCCUCCAACACUGGAAUAGUAAUAGGAGCCCCUACCUCUGGUGCUGGCCCCGCUGGGCCCUAUACAAGGCAAUCUGGGCUCUGGGCAUACUAUGAGACUUGUACCUUCCUGAAAGGUGGAGCCACUCAGGCUUGGGACGCCCCUCAGGAAGUGCCCUAUGCCUAUCAGGGCAAUGAGUGGGUUGGCUAUGAUGACGUCAAGAGCUUCAAUAUCAAGGCUGAGUGGCUUAAGCAGAACAAGUUUGGAGGUGCCAUGAUCUGGGCCAUUGAUCUGGAUGACUUCACUGGCUCUUUCUGUGACCAGGGCACAUUCCCUCUGACUUCCACCCUGAAGAAAGCCCUUGAUGUGCACAGUACAGGUUGCACCGCCCCUGAUCUGCCUACUCAGCCAGGAACUUCUCCUCCAGAGAGUGGGGGUGGGAGUGAAGUCGGGGACAGCAGCUCUGGAGGAAGCUCUGGAGGCAAUGGAUUCUGUGCUGACAGAGCUGAUGGCCUCUACCCUGUGGAAGAUAAUAAAAAUGCCUUAUGGCAAUGUGUGAAUGGAAUCACACACCAGCAGCAUUGCCAGGCGGGACUUGUUUUUGACACCAGCUGUAACUGCUGCAACUGGGCAUGAACCUGACCUUGUCAGUCUUCCCUAGAGCUCUGCACUUUCCUUUGCUCCUUGUCAAAGGCAUUUUCUUUCUACCUAUUAUU